This is a messenger RNA of Portunus trituberculatus (swimming crab), 1885 nucleotides long. RefSeq lists its product as uncharacterized. NCBI's taxonomy places the organism in Eukaryota, Metazoa, Arthropoda, Malacostraca, Decapoda, Portunidae. The transcript is spliced from 3 exons. The coding region runs from base 997 to 1692 and encodes 231 amino acids. The record is from RefSeq and is a predicted model, not a curated record.
GAGAGAGAGAGAGAGAGAGAGAGAGAGAGAAGAAGAGUAUCAUGCUGGGCUGAACCAACACCACCUGGUCCGCGCACUGCUCAUGGUUAACUUAGAGACACAUUGAUUCAUCAGAAACACGCUUCUGCGAUCCACACUUCCCCACCGUCCACUCGCACGCCCACAUCAUAGCCUCCUCCCCUCCGCUUUGACGAUACUCUACACUGGUCAGAGGGACAAGUGGAGAGGUAAUUGGAGGUACAGUUUCUUUUUUUUCUCUCUCUCCAGCUUAUGCUGCAACAACAGAAACACGUUGAGAGGAGUUAGAAAAAAAAAAAAGAUACGUGCUCGAGUUUACGUGGAGUUUUAGUGAGGGAAGCCGAAGCAGAGAGUGAAGUGGUGGGGAAGGCGAGGAAUUAGAAGAUUAAGGCGAAAGAACUAAAGGUCCCUAUUAGAGAACACGAAGAGACGCUUUGAAGAGAAGAAAAUAGAUUGGAGAUAGAAAAUACAGCACACUCCUUAAAUGACUAUAAGUAUGAUAAAAAGCCGAAAACAGCGGAUAAGUAAGAUAAGUAACCUUAAGAGAACAUCAGCAAAAUACAGUGCCUUAUGUUUGAAGAGGGAUUUCCUCCUCCUUUGUAGUGUAUGGUGAAUGAUAUUUUUAUGUUGUCUCUAGUAGAGCUAAGGAACAGAUUUCGUUCUCGCAGGAGAAUCUAAUGGUGUCACACAAACUCCCGAAUCCCAACAUUUACAUUGUUUUCUCUCCUUCUUUGGAUGUUCCUAUACAACUUGGCUUGUUGAUGGUAAAUUCAUCUCCUGAAAAAUAUUUGCAAGAUUUUAACGUCGACAGAAGGCAAACUUUAUUACUCCUGAUAUUUCAUACCCUCACAAUACGCCUGUGAUAAAUGAAGUAUAAAUAUACUUUAAUAAGAAGACUGUUCACAAUUUAGAGGCUAAAUACUGCGUUAACAAGUAUUAGCUCGAAUUUUUCUCUGGUGAUCUCCAUCCAACAUUACGAUGGAGGGGAAGAUCUAUCUGGCGUGGGCUAUUAUCUUCCUUACCGUGGCGAGGACUGCCAAACUAACGGAAGCGCAGGAGUUCAUAUACACAAAGUUCUCAUGUGACAACAUGAUACCACAGCAUACGACAGAGGUCACGAGGCUAAUGGAGGAAGAGAAGCUAGAGAUGGAGUCAAAUCAUGUCAACACCCCAACUUCACCAACAACUGAGGAGGAGGAGGAGGAAGAGGGUUCAGGUUCAACUACCCCAACUACUACCACCACUACCACAACCACCACCAGGCCCCCACCUGCCCCUAAGGCCCAGGUGUACAAUGGGAACAUCAACAUGCAGAUACUCACUAGCGAAGACAAGUACCGACGCCUCAAGACUCUAGAAGUCUCCCUACAAUCUUCGGACUACAUCAACGGAUUCCUGCUGCAGGCGAGGAAGACAGAGCAGCGCAAAGCAGUAGUGGGGACCUUUCUCCGUUCACCGCACCGAGGAAAUAUCAUAGCUUGCAAUGGAUCAAUAGCAAACACGGUGGUGAUGGAGACGGCUCCCUUGCGCCUUGCAAACCUCUCCUUUACCUGGCUAGCUCCUGAAGCUAGUAUGGGCACCAUUGAAUUCGUUGCCAGCAUACUGGUGGACAAGAGUACCAGCUAUAAAGUCAUCAGAUCGGCUCCUCUGCAACUGAACUUAUACCGUAAGUAGUUUCCCUCAGUAAAUUAAAAGAAGCAGAGAUGGAUAGAUUGACUAGUAAAUAAAAUGACAAGUAUCUCAUUUACUUAAUAGACUGAUGUAAUAGGUAUGUAGAUAUUAACAAAAAAGGAUCCGAUUCUAUCCACUUAUAGAUAUGUAAGAACAUAUGUACCUACAUAUAUAUACAAAGAGAGGUACUGAAAGU